Menidia menidia (Atlantic silverside) is the source of this 1103-nucleotide messenger RNA. The record is from the annotation of a GenBank genome assembly. Lineage: Eukaryota; Metazoa; Chordata; Actinopteri; Atheriniformes; Atherinopsidae.
AUGUGGUCAGCUCUAACGAUGGCAAGGUGGACUGCUGCUGCUGCUGCUGCUGGGGAACUCCGUCAAGUUUUCUGCCUUUUUGCAUUUAGCACACUGAUGAUGGAGACAGCGUCAGCUCCACAGACUGUAGCCAACAGAUCCAGUGGGCCGGAGGAAGGUGUAGAUACUCCCAGAGAUGACCAUCUCAUGACACUGAAGGCUUUGACGGAGAAAUUAAGACUGGAGACCCGGAGGCCUUCUUACGUAGAGUGGAAAGCCCAGCUGGAGGUAGAAAAGUUGGACGAGGCAGGAACAGGUAAAUGCCCCAUCCGUUUUGAGCCUAAAGGGACUGAAGUGGCGAACUCUGACGACAUUCCACGGAAGUUGCCCUCAAGAGAGCUGAAGGGGUUUGAAAACAUCGAUGAAGCUCUUAUUUGGCUCAGAAGAGAGCUGACAGACAUGCGGCUGCAGGACCAGCAGCUGGCCAGGCAGCUCGUACGGCUCCGGGACGACAUCAGCGCGCUGAAGAUCGAGCACACGUGCCGCCUUCAUCGCCGCAUGCUCAACGCCGCCACCGUGGGCCUGGAGGAGAAGGACGAGCUGUCGGAGCUCCUGUGCGAGUGCCCGGUCACCCCGGGGCUCGGCCUCUCGGCCCCUCUGAGGCUCAUCGGCGUGACCAAGAUGAACAUCAACUCUCGCCGGUUCUCUCUCUGCUAGCUGGUGCCUCCUCCCCCCUGAUAAGCAACAGUUUGUUCAGUAACAGCUUUGCUAUGGUCACCUCCUUUUGGUGUUCAGGGAUCGUGUGAUAAGCCUACCACCUUAGGAGACCAAUGAAAUGUGCUUUGAGGCUUCAGCUCUUCAGUCCCUGGCAGAUUUCUUUGUCCUCAUCAGCCACAUCGCUGCUAAAUUUCCAUGUCUGCUGUAUUUUCUGAACUGAAGACGGUCUCCAGUGGUUUAGCAAAGUUUUUCCCCUCUAACUAAGGCUCCAUUGUACAGUCCUGAGCUCUUGAUGGGAGCUUUUGUUCCUGAGAUAAUUACUGUCUGUUUAAAGGAUACACAUGAUUUAAUAUCCAGGAUCAACUCUGAAACUGAACUUAUCUCAAUCUCUUCUGGAUAUCCCCCCC